Molecule: messenger RNA, 501 nt
Organism: Echinostoma caproni
Lineage: Eukaryota; Metazoa; Platyhelminthes; Trematoda; Plagiorchiida; Echinostomatidae
Source: the annotation of a GenBank genome assembly
AUGAGUGGCAGUGUGUGCAGUCCGGCGGAUUCCGUUGAUUCGCCUCAACGGUCCCAAGGAGAGAGAACGAGCACAUGUAACAACCGUCUAUGGCACUCGUCCGAGUUGCGUUCUUCUUCCGGUACGACUGCACCUGGUCGAACUGCACCCAUGACUCCUCACAUUGUUUGGCCACCAGAUGGAAAUGUGAACGUGGCCCCGAGUGAGACAAGUAACCAUCUGUCUGAAAGUGACGUUCCCGAUUCGGUCGGUAGUAGCACCACGGAAGUGACCUGUCCGAGUUGUGGAUUUGAUUUGGACGAGUCAGACUCAAAACGGCGCGAAUGGAUGAGCGGAAUUCGAGCUUUGACCUAUUCGAAAACUGACUCUAUCGCUUGUCCUAUGGAUGGUUGUGCUCAUAUGUGCUCCGGUCGAGCAGAUUUAUCGGCGCAUCUAACCACAAAUCACUUUCCUGAAGGUAAACCGCUGUUCGUUGUUUUUAGUAAACUUCCUCAUCGAUGA